UUGAAUACGACAUGGGAGAGAUGCCGAACUUUGACCAAGAUAUUUAUUUAUUUACACCUUAAAACAAAUAGCUAAACGGAAAACUGCAGACAUUACUAGUGCCUACCCUGCGAUCAAACCGCCAUGAAAAAUAAAAUGAAACGAAGCCGAAGGUGUUCCUUGACAGCUGCCUUGAAGGAACACAGAGCAGAAAUCUUUAACUAGCAAGCAAGUUGCAGCAAUGAAGAAUUGAGUGUGUGUGAAGGGGGAGGGAGAUUUUCUAUCGGCUCGGGCGCAAAGUAGGCUAAUGACGAAAUAACAAGAUGUCAACGAAUCUGCCAAAGGGAUAUUCAAUGUCUGCUUUAAAAAAAAAUCCAUCUAAGAAUAAGUGCCCUUCUUUGCGAGGCAUUGUGAUCAUUGACAGCUGCCUUAAAGGAACACAGAGCAGAAAUCGUUGUUGCAGCAAUGAAGACUUGAGUGUGUGCGCGUUCACGCGAAGGAGGAGGGAGAUUUUCUGUCGGCUCGGGCGCAAAGUAGACUAAUGACGAAAUAACAAGAUGUCAGCUUCAACGAAUCUGCAUAUGCGACCUUCUAUUAUGUUGAAAACAACGGCUGGCCAUAUUGGAGGUUGUGUCUAGGUCAUAUUAUAGCUCAAAGUAAGAGUCACGUAACGGAAAAAAUACCUUACUAAAGUGCAGCGGCAGUAGUAGUUGCUGUCAUUCUUUUGGAAAUAAGAUUAAAAGAGUUGGAGUCAUGUUGGCCCAAUUGGUGUACCAGGAAUUUCUCUCAAAAACAAAACCAUGGUUUCUAUGGUUAUACACAUCAAUGCGAUCGAAUUCGCAACAGGUUCGCGUCCGUCUUCUCCCCAAUCCUCGCUGUUUCUUCGACGAACCGGUGCACGUGAAGGUAGAUGGACUUUCUCCGCACCAGAAAGUGGAAUUGAGGUCCAAACUCAGGGACGAUAAAGGGAUCAUCUUCAAAGCUUCCGCUCUGUACUCCGCAGAUUCUACAGGACAGGUAGACCUGUGCCUCUCUCCCUCUCUGGGUGGAAGUUAUACAGGAGUUGAACCAAUGGGCUUGUUUUGGGCAAUGACGCCCGAGACUCCACACCGCAAACUAUUGAAAAAUAAUGUGUUGAGUUCAAUGAUGGUUGAUAUAGACGCGCUGCAUGAGGACACAGGUGAGAUCUUGGCAACAGAGACUAUCGAGAGGCAGUUCAUGACGGAAGGGCUGAGGAGGAUACCGUUGGACAUGAAAAAUGGGAGAAUUCGGGGGACCCUCUUUCUACCACCAGGGCCGGGUCCGUUUCCUGGUGUCCUGGAUGUGUAUAUUCUGGGUGGAGGUAUAUCUGAGGUCCGGGCCAGUCUGCUGGCUAACAAAGGCUUUGUGGUUCUGGCGCUGGCCUACUCUGGCUUCCAGGAUCUGCCCAAAACCAUGCCCAAAUACUUUGACCUGGAGUACUUUGAAGAGGCCAUCACAUUCCUGAGGAGACAGCCACAGGUCCAGGGUCCAGGAAUAGGAAUCCUGUCCAUCUCUAAGAGUGGCGAACUGGCUCUGUCCAUGGCCUCUUUUCUCUCUGGCAUCUCAGCCACAGUCUGGAUCAACGGCUGCAACGCUAAUGUCAUGACGCCACUGCACUACAAAGACCUCAUCAUCCCUCCCCUCAUGCCUAACCUAGAGAACAUCACCCUCACACCGGCCGGCCUUCUCGACGUCCGAGAUGCCUUACCGGAUCAGAUAACAGAUAGGAACCGCGGUUCCGUGAUCCCGAUAGAACGAGCCGGUUCUAGGUUCCUUUUUGUUGUCUCUGAGGACGACAGGAACUGGAACAGCUGUCUCUUUGGCCAGCAGGCCGCCGCCCAGCUGAGGCAUCAUGGGAAAGAUAACUUUGAGGUGGUGACGUACCCCAGGGCGGGUCAUUUCCUGGAGGUGCCCUACAUGCCUCACUGCCCGUCUGGCUUCCACUCUUCGGUGGGUAAAGUGGUGGUGUUUGGGGGGGAAGCUAAAGCCCACCACGAGGCUCAGCUGGACCUGUGGAGGAGGGUCCAGGAGUUCUUCAGGACACACCUGAAGGACAACAGCAACACUGUCCAGAAAGCCAGGCUGUAACACUAAGAGAAUGGCUGGUUGACUACUUUGCAGACUCCUGCCAGAUCUCAAUGUUUGGAUAGGUGUUUAACAUAUCAGCUUACCACAUCAUAUGAUAUAGUAAUCUGAUGUCUUACAGUGCAGUCAAUGACGUGGCACAUAACCAUUGCUUAAUGCAAUGAAAUAACACAUAUGGAAUCAUGUACUAACCAAAUCAAAAUAUAUUUGAGAUUCUUCAAAGUAGCCUUGAUGA
Messenger RNA from Salvelinus sp. IW2-2015, 2320 nucleotides. RefSeq names its product acyl-coenzyme A thioesterase 1. The record is from RefSeq and is a predicted model, not a curated record. Gene Ontology annotation, molecular function: fatty acyl-CoA hydrolase activity. Lineage: Eukaryota; Metazoa; Chordata; Actinopteri; Salmoniformes; Salmonidae. Gene Ontology annotation, biological process: fatty acid metabolic process; acyl-CoA metabolic process.